UCACAAUUACAGUUCUUGAAUGUGUUUAUUACCGAACGAUUAACAGCGGUAGCUAUGGAGAUAUCCGUUGUACUUGAACAAAAUAUAGGCGAGUACCUGGAAGAAAUCUCCCGUUCAAAUGAGGAGAACAAACGUUUACAGAGCCUGUUGGAUUUGGUUUUCAACUCCGAAAUCAAGUUACACCGCGAAGAUUCCCAGCAGCUCUCUCUUCCUGUCUCUGAAGAGGACCUUCCACAUGAGCAGCAGCAGCACUGUGAGCAGGAGAGGAGCCCCAGUCAGGGGCAGGAGGACCCAGAGCCCACACAGAUUAAAGAGGAAGAGGAGGAAGUCAGGACCAGUCAAGAGGAAGACCAGCCUCAAGGGCUGGAACCUGAUACCAAAGACCUCUUAAUCCCUGCCUGUGUGAAAAGUGACUAUGAACAGGACCCACCUCUGCCCUCACAUCUUGACCAAACCUUGGAGAACAGAGAGAGGGACUCUCUACCCACCAACACAACUGAACAGAUCAAAACAGAACCUGAUGGAGAGGAUUACAGCAUAUCAGAACCAACCAGUGACUCUCAGCUCCUCUCUGAAGCCCAGGGAGGAAACAUAGAAGAAUGUGUUGAUGGGAUGGAGAGACCCAUUCCCCCUCCCUUCUCUCCAGACUCCCAGCAGCCCUCUCUCCCUGUCUCUAAAGAGGAGGUUCCCCCAGAGCAGCAGGAGAGAAGCCCCAGGCUGGGUCUGGAGGAACCAGAGCCCACAAAACAAGAGGAACUCUGGACGAAUCAGGGGGAACAGCAGCUGGAAUCUGACAGCAGAGUAUCAGAACCAACCAGUGACUCUCAGCUCCUCUCUGCAGUAAAUCCAGACUGUUCUGCAGCUCAGAGUGAAAACAGAGUAUCAGAACCAACCAGUGACUCUCAGCUCCUCUCUGCAGUAAAUCCAGACUGUUCUGCAGCUCAGAGUGAAAACAGAGUAUCAGAACCAACCAGUGACUCUCAGCUCCUCUCUGCAGUAAAUCCAGACUGUUCUGCAGCUCUGAGUGAAAACAGAGUAUCAGAACCAACCAGUGACUCUCAGCUCCUCUCUGCAGUAAAUCCAGACUGUUCUGCAGCUCAGAGUGAAAACAGAGUAUCAGAACCAACCAGUGACUCUCAGCUCCUCUCUGCAGUAAAUCCAGACUGUUCUGCAGCUCUGGGUGAAAACAGAGUAUGUGUUGAUGGGGCAGUGGAGAUGCUUAUUCUUAUUCUCCUCCCUCCAGACUCCCAGCAGCUCCCUCUCCCUGUCUCUGAAGAGGAGGUUCCCCCUGAACAGCAGCACUGUGAGCAAGAGAGGAGCCCCAGUCAGGGGCAGGAGGACCCAGAGCCCACACAGAUUAAAGAGGAACAGGAGGAACUCGGGACCAGUCAAGAGGAAGACCAGCCUCAAGGUCUGGAGUCUGAAAUCAGAGUAUUAGAACCAACCAGCCUCUGCAGAGUUUUAGAACCAACUAGUCUUUGCAAAGAAUUAGAAUCAACGUCUGCAGUAAAUCCAGACUGUUCUGCAGCUAAGAGUGAAAAGAUAGAAGAAUAUGUUGGUGGGUUGGAGAGACCCAUUCUACCUUCCAACCCUCCAGAACUCCCUGUCUUUGAAGAGGAGGUUCCCCCUGAGCAGCAAGAGAGGAGCCCCAGUCUGCAGCAGGAGGACCCAGAGCCCACAAAGGUUAAAGACAAACGGGAGGAAUUCAGGACCAGGCAGGAGGAAGAGCAGCUUUACAUUGGGCUAUCAGAAUCAACAAGCCUUUGUAGAGUAUCAGACCCAACUCUCUCUGCAGCAAAUCCAGACUGUUCUGAAGCCCAGGGAGGAAACAUAGAAGAACGUGUUGAUGGGAUGGAGAGACCCAUUCCCCCUCCCUUCUCUCCAGACUCCCAGCAGCCCUCUCUCCCUGUCUCUAAAGAGGAGGUUCCCCCAGAGCAGCAGGAGAGAAGCCCCAGGCUGGGUCUGGAGGAACCAGAGCCCACAAAACAAGAGGAACUCUGGACGAAUCAGGAGGAACAGCAGCUGGAAUCUGACAGCAGAGUAUCAGAACCAACCAGUGACUCUCAGCUCCUCUCUGCAGUAAAUCCAGACUGUUCUGCAGCUCAGAGUGAAAACAGAGUAUCAGAACCAACCAGUGACUCUCAGCUCCUCUCUGCAGUAAAUCCAGACUGUUCUGCAGCUCAGAGUGAAAACAGAGUAUCAGAACCAACCAGUGACUCUCAGCUCCUCUCUGCAGUAAAUCCAGACUGUUCUGCAGCUCAGAGUGAAAACAGAGUAUCAGAACCAACCAGUGACUCUCAGCUCCUCUCUGCAGUAAAUCCAGACUGUUCUGCAGCUCAGAGUGAAAACAGAGUAUCAGAACCAACCAGUGACUCUCAGCUCCUCUCUGCAGUAAAUCCAGACUGUUCUGCAGCUCAGAGUGAAAACAGAGUAUCAGAACCAACCAGUGACUCUCAGCUCCUCUCUGCAGUAAAUCCAGACUGUUCUGCAGCUCAGAGUGAAAACAGAGUAUCAGAACCAACCAGUGACUCUCAGCUCCUCUCUGCAGUAAAUCCAGACUGUUCUGCAGCUCAGAGUGAAAACAGAGUAUCAGAACCAACCAGUGACUCUCAGCUCCUCUCUGCAGUAAAUCCAGACUGUUCUGCAUCUCAGAGUGAAAACGGUAAAGUUCAUCAGAGUCCCAGCACUUCUUCAGAACAAGAUUCUAGUAACGUGGAAUCAAAUGAAGCAUCUAGUUUCUCCACCUGGAGUGAGGACAACAUCUCCGUAACAGACAGAAACUCUUCAGACAGUAGCUCCUGCACUAAAGAAGACUCUGAGGCACGUAAACCAGUGAAGAGAACAUGCCAUUCUAGUGGUGUGGUGAACGAACCAUCUGAUUUGUCCAACUUAUGUGAUGAAAACAACCCGGGGACUGAGAUCAGUCCUUCAGACGGAAACAAAGACAUGAACAUCCAAACAGACUCUGGGGCUCAUUAUCCAGCUAAGAGGAUCUGUCAGAGGGGGCAGAUGACUUCACCAGAGGUUGUGUGCAGUAGGGUGACUACCCCAUCAGCAGCUCCAAGCUCCACACACGUCAUACCGAUGUCUGUAACCGACAGUAGAAGGUCUAAGAAACGGUGUUGUCGGUACUGUGGAAAGGCUUAUGUUAAAAUCGCGAGACACCUGCGGAUUGUGCAUCGGGAUGAAGUGGAUGAGGUCAAGGCCUUCAGCUUCAGAAAGAAGUCCAGAGAGAGAAAAGUCUUAAGUCUUCUGAAUAAAAAGGGAGGCUUUGUGCGUAAUGCUGCCGUAGCAAGACGUGGGAGUGGAGAGAUGGCCUCCUGUUCCCGUCCCAAAGUGCCAGGAUCCACUCGACGUUACACCCACUGCUUGCACUGUCAAGGUCUGUACAUUCGAAAGUCACUACGGAAGCAUAUCAGAUACUGCCCUCUGAACCCCAAAGCUGAAAAACCAAAACCUGGACCAAAGAUGAGGAUUCAGUCAGCAAUGGCGUUUAAGAUGUGUCCUCAACCCGACUACGUCAGCACAGGUCUUUGGAAGAUCGUUUGUGGUAUGAAGUCCGGCCGAGUUUCAUUUGUGGUUAGAAAUGACAAAUGUAUCCUCCUCAUGGGAGAGGAGCUGUACAACAAACUACAACCAGAUGACAGAAGAAACAGAUACAUUCAACAAAGAAUGAGAGAGGUGGCAAGACUCCUCAUCACGGCCAGGACGUGUACCCCUCUGAUGUGCUUUGAGGACUUGGUCAUACCUAGUAAUUUACCUCACGUCAUCACGGCAGUGAGAGCUGUUGCUGGCUACAACGAGGAGAACAAAACGUACGACCGUCCGACGCUGGCUGUUCAAAUGGGAUACAACUUAAUGAACAUUGGCAGAGCUGUGGAAUCCUGUGCAUUGACGUCAGGACGACACAAAGUCGCGGAGUCUGCUGGCAAAUUCAAAAGUUUCAAGUGGAAUGAGGUUGUUUUGGCUGGAGCACUGUCCACUCUCAGUGAACCCCAAAAUAAAUGUCCACAGCCGACCCCUGUCACACAGGCGCCUGGCCAGCCGACCUGUUGCACACGCACCCAGCCGACCCCUAUCACACAGGCGCCUGGCCAGCCGACCUGUUGCACAGGCACCCAGCCGACCCCUAUCACACAGGCGCCUGGCCAGCCGACCUGUUGCACAGGCACCCAGCCGACCCCUAUCACACAGGCGCCUGGCCAGCCGACUUGUUGCACACGCACCCAGCCGACCCCUGUCACACAGGCGCCUGGCCAGCCGACCUGUUGCACAGGCACCCAGCCGACCCCUAUCACACAGGCGCCUGGCCAGCCGACCUGUUGCACAGGCACCCAGGCGACCCAUCGCACAGGCACCCAGGCGACCCGUCGCACAGGCACCCAGCCGACCCGUCGCACAGGCACCCAGCCGACCCGUCGCACAGGCACCCAGCCGACCCGUCGCACAGGCACCCAGCCGACCCGUCGCACAGGCACCCAGCCGACCCGUCGCACAGGCACCCAGGCGACCCGUAGCACAGGCACCCAGGCGACCCGUAGCACAGGCACCCAGGCGACCCGUAGCACAGGCACCCAGGCGACCCGUAGCACAGGCACCCAGGCGACCCGUCGCACAGGCACCCAGCCGACCCGUCGCACAGGCACCCAGCCAACCCAAAGAAACCCUGUGAGAUUAAAGAGGAUCGUUGAUGAGGGAGCAGCAGUAGAGAAACACAUAAUGCCGUUCAUAAAGAGUGGCCAAGUUCCUGGAAAGAGGGACUGCCUCAAAUGCCUCCAGUCAGAACCUGUGGCGCUCAAAAGCAGAAACUGGUCGGGCAUUAAGUUCUAUGUAAAUAGAGUCAAACAGAGACAGAGUGCUGCAGGGAAUUCAGAGGGCAGCACCCCUGACCUGGACUCAAACUCAGGUCCAGAGACUGGCAACCCAACACCUUAGCCAAACAAAAUGUUAUUGUUCUUUGACUCAAUAAUUGGUGCAUUCUGGGUGUGCUAUAAAGUUCAGAAGUUAUGGGCAGAGUUAGAAAUCUGACUGUCAAGAGGUUUUACAAUGUAAGUUUACUUUGAAUCCGUCUAUAUGCAUAUUUCAAGACAUGGCAUAUUAGAUAACGUUAGAUAACCAAUGGGUUGGACAAUAUUAUUUUACUUAAAUACUGGAAGUCAAAUUAUACUCCAACAUUAAGAAAAUGGAAGAAUCAAACAUUUUAUUAUUUAAAAAUAUUGAAUACAAUCUUUCUACAGACAGAAACACGACGAUUUGAAGUCGUGGGAAAAUGGCCCCUUUUUUUAACUUGUUUUUCAACCCCUGAGAAACACCGUUACUGAAGCGUCCCUGGAGCAGUUUAGUGGAUCUGUGCCUUGCUCAAGGGCACAACAGCAGGAGGCGGCGUCUAGGAUACCCGGAAGCCUACCAGAAUUGUUCCGUUCAGACUUGGGAUUCAAACCAGUGACUUUCCAGUUGCAGGUCUGCCUCUCAGGACAUGAUCAAUUAAAUGUUACCUGGCUAAAACCAUUUACUACAACUACUACAUUAC
This is a messenger RNA of Oncorhynchus keta (chum salmon), 5530 nucleotides long. RefSeq names its product cardiomyopathy-associated protein 5-like. The record is from RefSeq and is a predicted model, not a curated record. The transcript has 5 exons. Bases 55 to 4935 code for a protein of 1626 amino acids. NCBI's taxonomy places the organism in Eukaryota, Metazoa, Chordata, Actinopteri, Salmoniformes, Salmonidae.